AUGCUGGUCAAAGUGGUGGAAGGGGCUGCGAUUACGGCUGAUGGAGAUGAGGGCCUUCGCGCCUGGGAUCUCAAGAGCCGGAGCAUGAUUGCAAAGAUCGAGGUUGGGGAUCGCGGCUCUAAUACUGCGCCGAGUUGUAUAGCCGUCGACGAGAGCGAGUUUGAGCGUGGAUUGCUCGACGUGGCACUCGGUUUCGAUGACGGGAGCUUUGGCGUAUGGCGGUUAUCCACCAGCAGGAGGCGCUUGGAACAACGAUACCGACAUGAGAAAUCUAGCAACGGCGGGCUAAUGGCGAUGGCCUUCUCAUACCCGUUCCUACUGACCGCCACAGAUGCAGUCCUGAUCUCUCUGUACACCUUUGAUGGUCCGAAAACGAGCGGGGCUGAGCAGAGGAGUGGGAAAGCCGAUGCUGCGAGCGACAGGACGGCCAAGUUAUCUUCGCCAUACCUCUUAACAUCUCUCGAUUCACAUACUUCGCGACCGCCCCUGGCGUUGUCCAUUCGCAGGGCUGGAAGGGCGACCGUUGCCUCGGUGGCCUACACCUUCUCCACCCGCCGGGGUUGGUCAAUUGGCCUCCAAGACCUGCAUAUUCGCCAGCCCCCGUCAAACUUCAAAGCCGUACCCGAAAUUACAACUACCCGGAUUGCAUACACCGCGCCAGUAGAGACGAGCGGCCCUUCUAGCUCCCCGCUCAGUCCACCAGCGACGUCUCGGCGUGGACCCAACCGCAUCCUCGGCGAACCUCCUUCUUCAGCUGCUUUGGAUGCCGCUGAUUCGGACACUACAGCCGUUGGGCCUACUACUCUCUGUUAUACCCACCCAUACCUCCUAGCAACUCUGCCAGACAACACCCUCGUCCUACACAUGUGCACAUCUAAUGCCUCGUCACUUUCCAUCUCAGAUGGUAUUCGGCUCUGGGGCCACACCUCCGGGAUCAGUGAUGCCGAAAUCACUGCCCGCGGCAAGGCCGUCAGUGUCAGCACCCGGGGUGAGGAGAUGCGCGUGUGGGAGCUUGAAGGACGAUCGGCUGGCGUUGGCAGCCGCAGUGUUGAGAUCCGGCCUUGGCAGUCACCGGGCGGCGGCGGAGCACCGAACUCUCUCGCGUCUGAUGACAGCCUUGAUCUCGGUGACCCCGCACGCGACUGGGAUGAGAGGAGAAACUGGGUGGGUUUUGACGACGAGAUGGUUAUUGUGCUGAAAGAGGGGAAGGGGGCGCGAGAGAGCCUGCUGGUUUACGACUUUACAUGA
Molecule: messenger RNA, 1248 nt
Organism: Chaetomium globosum CBS 148.51
Lineage: Eukaryota; Fungi; Ascomycota; Sordariomycetes; Sordariales; Chaetomiaceae
Exons: 1
Coding region: 1-1248 (415 amino acids)
Molecular function (GO): protein binding
Source: RefSeq, a predicted model, not a curated record